Spirodela intermedia is the source of this 3629-nucleotide messenger RNA. The record is from the annotation of a GenBank genome assembly. NCBI's taxonomy places the organism in Eukaryota, Viridiplantae, Streptophyta, Magnoliopsida, Alismatales, Araceae.
AUGUCAUCCAGGCUGAAGGAGCGGGGCGGCGGCGGAGGGAAGAUCAUGGCGCUGCAGCCCCAGAGAUGUGCUCUGGAGGGGACCCCAAAGGGCAAAGUUGCUGCGAGGAGGGCGCCGUCCGUCGGCAAGGAGAACCCCGGGAGGACCCCUGGCCUCGGAAAGGAAAAUCCCGGGAGGACCCCCGUCAGUGGAAGGGAGAACCCCAGGGCUGUUUCCAGAGGAAGGGUGGCCCAGGGGAUGGUUCAGAGGCCGGCGGAUGGGCAGAAUGUUGAGAAGGGGCAGGCUCCUCUCAGCGUCCGAUGGUCCACGUCUUCGGUGCCGAGAGGUAGGAGUUCUUCUAAUCCUUCCGACUUCGCUCGAUUAAUAGCCGAUUUUCGUGCCCGCGGCGGAAUAAGGGAUCGCCACUCGGUGGCCUCUGUUCCUGCGAAUGAAUGGAAGGAGAAGGUUAUGGCCAGGGAUCCGAGGAUUGCCGAGCCUGGCGUCAGGGAAAGUCCGGCAACAUUUAAAGUCGUGGAGCGAUUUCAGCAGCCGAGGAAGGUAGCGGCUUCGAGAGAUACUGCUAAUGGGUCUACUAGCGUCCACAGGCUUUCAGACAGCGGCAGAUCCAGUGGCAUUUUGGGCUCGCAUCUACGAAGGAGCGUAUCUGGACCUCGAGGCAGUAAUUUGGAGGGAAUCAGAGGGAAGACUUUGAGUGGGCAUGCAGAUGAUUCUAGCGUGAUAGAAUGUGCUGAUUCAAAGCAGAGGAAAAAUCCUGCUACGCGGAAUGAGUGUCUCAAGGUAUUAGAAAGUCGCUCCAGUGGCAGAGUUGUACAAGGCCUGGAGGUAGGAAAAAAAAAUGCAUUUUCAGCCUCCGAUUCGAGGUGCACUUAUGGGAAAGCUUCAGAGAGCAUUGCUGUUUUGGAGAAUCAUAGCAAGAGCCAUCCUGUGGCAUUUCAUGUCAGUCGAUCAUCUGAAAUGCCGUCAGAUGUUGUCAAUAGACUGACGAGCUACAAAGAAGAUAACGACGACGGCUUGGCUCUUAGUUCGAAAGCAGCAUGCGAACCAUCAGCUGUCAUGGAGGUGGUUUCAGAAAAAAUAGUCGUCGAGUCCAGUGGUGACUCGCGUUCGAAUGUAGCAGCGGCUGCGACGUUUGCUGAUGGUGUUACAGUUUCCAAAAAUCUGAUAGAGCAUAAAUCUGAUGCUGAAAAGGUCACCGGGGCAGCUAACCGAUAUUCUAGCAAGCUGCACGAGAAACUUGCUUAUUUGGAAGGAAAAGUUCAAAGGAUCGCUUCUGACAUCAAGCGGACCAAAGAUAUUCUCGAUUCGAACAACCCAAACGCGUCCAAAUUGCUCUUAUCUGAUAUCCAGAGCAAGAUCUCUGGUAUAGAGAAAGCAGUGAGUCACGUGAUUGGUGGUACUGGAACUGGAUCAACGACUUCUUUCCCAUUGAAAGAUGAAACCUUGCAUCGCAAUGCUCACGGGGAAAUCGGUGGAUCGAGGAAUUCAGCAAAGGAUUUAAACCUUGAAGAAAUAGAGGCCAGGUUUUUCCCUCAUCAUAGAUUAAUUAGGAGUCAGACUUCAGAGCUCAGUUCAAAAGAAGACGAUGUAAACUGCAAGCCGAUAUCCCCCAUACACAUCAGUGAUCCUGUGACGGAAGAUAGAUCACUAAGCCCCAUUGAUGAAAACCCAAUUGCAUUGGAGUUUCUGGCUUCUUUGAAAGGUGACAAGUUGAAUGCCAGUGCACGCGGGAGCAAUGUUUUGUUUGACUCUGUAGCAAUUCAACAGAUGGAAUCAGGAAAUGCCGAGCCAUCGGAGAGGCAGUGUGUUCCAGACAACUUGAUAAUCGAUGCCCAGAAUAUUGCUUCUAUGUUGACAAGUGACGAGAAAAUUGAGGACUUUGAAGAUCAGGAGAACAAGCCAGUGACACUUUUGAGGGAGGAGACGGAAGAUUCACUCACGGAUCAGCUAUUUGAAAUAGGAUCCAAAUCCUCUACCGGUGGGUGGUUUGUUUCAGAGGGAGAAGCUGCCCUUAUUGCCCACAGUGAUGGUUCAUGCUCGUACUUCGACAUUGCGAACAAUGAGGUACGUACAUCUUGAACUUUUGUUUUUAUGCAUUUAUUUAUAAAUAUUAUAUUUUAUUGAUUCUAGCUUUUCGUUUCUUUAGAAUAAAUUUUGCUUUCUCUGGCAAUUCUGGGUUCUUAAUCGGAAGUUGACAAUUGUCAAAGUAAUGUAGUGGGGGAUGCAGUGCUUGGUUUCGGACAUACUUUCCCCCUACAAUCAGAUACUAUAUGAUAUGAAACCAUUUGUACUAAAUUAAAAUAACAUCUCGUACGUUAUUGCCUCUGUCCCGACUGAAUACUGGGAUUGCUUCUUUUCCAGGGGAAGGCAGAAUACAAUCCCCCUGCAGACAUAUCCAGCAACCUAUGGGGUGAUUGCUGGCUAAUUCGUGCGCCUGGAGUGGAUGGCUGUGCUGGGAGGUACGUGGUGGCCGCAUCUGCAGGAAAUACUCUAGAGUCGGGCUUUUGUGCCUGGGAUUUCUAUACCAAGGAUGUCAGGGCCUUCCGAAUCGAGGAAGGAAGACCAUCUUCUCUGUCAUCAACAUCAUCUCUCUCUAGGACGGUGCUGGCCCCCCUGCCCAACACUGCUCUCCAUAUAAGAGGCUCUUUAAGCACGACACAUGCUUCUGCAGGCCAGCAAUGGUGGUACAGGCCGUGUGGGCCUCUGCUUGUUUCUGCUUCCAGCAGGCAGAAUGUGGUCAACGCUUUUGAUAUCCGCGAUGGAGAACUAGUCAUGACUUGGAACGUGCAGAAUCCAGUAAUGGCCAUGGAGCAUUCAAGUCCUCUGCAGUGGAGAAGCAGAGGAAAAGUGGUUCUGGCAGAGCCAGAAGGUAUCCGCCUCUGGGACGUCAACUCCCUCAAUCCUCAGCCUUUGCUGUCUGUCGCGUCCGGAAAACGAGUCACUGCCCUCCAUGUGAACAACACCGACGCUGAGCUGGGUGGCGGCAUCCGACAGAGGUGAGUCUUUUCCCCCUUAUAUUCCGUAGAUUAUGUGAUGAAAUGCAGUUCGUGUAUUGUGAUGAAAUCCCCUUUUUUUUUGCAUUCCACCCGAGCAGGAUGAGUUCGUCUGAGGUGGAGGGAAACGAUGGGGCGUUCUGCACGCAUGAGGAAGUCAACGUGAUCGACCUGCGACUUCCCUCCGGCGUGGGCCUCAAAAUAGCGAAGCCCGGAUGCACCGGCGAGUCCAUCUUCUCCCGCGGGGACUCCAUCUACCUCGGCUGCACCGAAACGACGUCACCGGGCGGGAAGGUGGCUUCGAGCUCGGUCCUCCGACAGUUCUCGUUGCGCAAAGGGAAGCUCGCGGCGUCCUACCCGCUGCCGGAAGCCAACGUCCACGCCCACCACUCCGCGUUGACCCAGGUGUGGGGCAACGCCAACCUCGUGAUGGGCGUCUGCGGGAUGGGGCUCUUCGUCUUCGACGCCCUCAGGAACGACGGCGGUCAACCAGUCGCCGGCGACCAUGGGAGCGACAUCGUCAACGCCCACGAGGUCGUCGGCCCCAACGACUUGUACUGCCCUUCCUUCGACUACCUGGGAUCGCGGGUCCUCGUUAUCUCCAGAGACCGCCCCGCCAUGUGCAGGCACCUCUUCUAG